This is a messenger RNA of Cylindrotheca closterium, 2367 nucleotides long. Lineage: Eukaryota; Bacillariophyta; Bacillariophyceae; Bacillariales; Bacillariaceae. The record is from the annotation of a GenBank genome assembly.
AUGGAAGUCCUCGUCGCUGAUGGGGCGGAAGAUGCAGACGGACUUGAGAUGCAUCCAAGCAGCAGCAGCAGCAGCGGGCUCUCAAAGAAGCUAACUCCAAGAGCUCGCUUCAUUUUGGCUGCUUUCGGUUUGUUCUUGGUGUGUGUGGUGACGAGUUUAUGGAACAGCGAAACUACUGGAGAUGAAGUCCUCGCAAAUAUGUACACAAAACCACCCGACGCCAUUUUGGAUGUCGAAAACAACAAGUAUGAUGUGGUGGUUGACGAAAGAGUGGAAAGCAAUGCGACAGAGGAAACUGGAUUUCAUGAGGGAGUGCUGAAUUCUUCCAAUAUAAUCUCGAUCAACGAGGAAUCAGAUGUGGAAGAAUUAAUAUCUCCGCCUCUGCCUGAUACCCCUGUGACAAGUGACACAGGAGAAUGCUCAGCCCUGUGCGAUAGCCGCGAUGAAGCACGCAAACAGAAAUUUGGUGGUGACUUGCUCGACUUUUCAGAUGUCUUACGCUUGGCAGAGAAAGGCCGAGCCAACCUACAUGAUAAACUCAAAGAGGACUAUGGCCAGUAUUUUGAAUCAAUUUUUAUCAAGGAACCGGGGCCAAAUGCCACCAAGGACUCACCGCCAACUUACCAAGGAAUGACACCAAUUACUGAGAAUGGACCUUCCCGCAAUAAUUUCAAGCGAAAACUGAAAAUCAAAGUUUUGAAAAUGAUGGAAUCCAUCAAGAUUUCCGAUGAAAAUGUCCACGGCUGCAACUGCCUCACCAAGACGGGAUCUACUGCCGAAAAUGAAGAGAGCUUUGCUGCAGACAUACCUGACUACUAUCAAAAGUAUGUAUUUGCCAACGGUGGCCACUCCUCGUCUGCUGGUCAUGGCAAUACCUUUAGCCAAACCUACACCGCCUAUAUGGGAGAAGAUCUUCGAUUCGUAUGGGACGCGAUUGCUGUGGAAAUGGUUGAUCGCAACAUGGGUAUGGGGGCAAUGAGCGCUUGUCCGCAUAUUUCCUCGUGCUCCAAGGAGAUCUUUGGAGACGAUGUGGAUUUCCUCGCUUACAACUAUGCCAUGACAGAUAGAUUUCCCUCGUCCUGGCUGCAUUAUGUGUAUCGAGCUAGUGUCAGUAGCGGUCGGCCUGCAUUCGUUGCUAUAGAGUAUAUGGGGCACAUUAUGUACGGUCCAGUAUUAGAAGACAAUGGUUUGUCCAUUUUCCAAUUGAGGUCGCAUGAUGCGCCAUUAAUUCAAAACAUUCCGGAUUCAUCCCCUGACGGAAUUGAAUUGAAUGCCGCCCAAACGAACCAACUCCCAGAAUUUGCCAAGCAUCUCAAAUGUAAUGGAAGGAUUGAAGGGAAAGAUGUCUGUUUUCAUGAUAAGUGGAAAUGUACCAUGGGAAAGCUCCCGUGCGACUGUCCCAGUGUUGCGAAACGCAGCAGUUGGCACCCUGGAUACAAAGAGCAUGCAUUGACUGGACAUUUCCUUGCACUUCCAGUUGUUGAGAUGCUCAUUGAAAGUAUUUCUGAUCUCAUGACUAUGGACAAGGAUCCUAUGACAGUACUGCAAGACCUUCAAAAAGAGGAAGAUUUGGCGUACAAGAACUUCUUUACUAUACCAGUACAAGAUACCUUAACUCCAGGCAUCGAUAGGAAAGGAAAACUAAUUGGUACCUUGACAGAAAGAUUUAUUGAACCAUUGGGAGAAGAGAUGGAAUAUUUUUUCAAGGGUCCAAGUAUCUGUCGAACUGCAUUGUUGCCAUCGAUGACACGUUAUCUAGGAAUAGCCACGAAUUCAGACAAGGUUGGUGGAUCGGCUCGAUGCGGGGAAGAAACCUAUGAUCUGGGAAUUCCUUUCGACCGAAAUAAUGGCGUGUAUACCUACACCUCAAAUCGAACUGUGCCACCGGGCGAGUGGGCCAUCAUGUCGCCAAACGAUAUGAGAUCAUGUAAUGAUGACUGCUCAGAUGUUGUCAUGCCAGACUACAAGGAUUGGUACAUGGGGAAUUGGUCGAGUGGAUCAGCGUCAAUCACCUUUCCAAACAAAAAGGAAAAGGAAUACUAUGCGUAUUCACCUGAAAAGUUCAAAGGAAUCUUGGCACUUAUGACAACAUUUUACCAAGAAACAACAGGUAGAAAACAAAACAAAAGAAAGUAUGACAUCGCUGGAGAAAAUUUCCAGGAGAAUGUGUUGAUGACUGUAAACGGUGAGCCAGUGAAAAAAUAUCGAAGCGUGGACGGCUUGUUGAUACUGGAGGGUCCUGAUGGGAUAUAUUGGAAACCAAGCAAAAACAACGAUUACGUAAUGGAGUUCAAACCCAAAGGGAAGAUUGACGGCAAGGACGCCAUAGAGAUGCACCUGAGGCUCUCAGGAUUCCUCGUGAUGUAA